Drosophila sulfurigaster albostrigata is the source of this 4125-nucleotide messenger RNA. RefSeq names its product protein lap1 (gene Lap1). Gene Ontology annotation, molecular function: protein binding. Bases 465 to 3134 code for a protein of 889 amino acids. The transcript has 6 exons. NCBI's taxonomy places the organism in Eukaryota, Metazoa, Arthropoda, Insecta, Diptera, Drosophilidae. The record is from RefSeq and is a predicted model, not a curated record.
UGUUCCGAACUCAGUUAACACAGCUCUGCUCCACAAAUUGUCAUCUUCAACGCGAAAAACAUUAAAGAAAACGCAAAUUAGUCGAAAAUCGCAAUAUAAAAUACAUAAAGUGAGCUAAGAUACAUAGAUAUAAGUAGAGUAGAGGCUUGCAAGGUGCCGGCUACGUAGCAAACGGCUCCAUGCAGACGUAGCCUCAUUAUUGUUUGUGUAUUUACAUAUGAAUGUGUGUGUGUGCGUGUGUGACUGUUGGAACAAUAACAAGCCAACAAAAUGCCAAUGAAUUGUAACGGAACAGCGUUCAAUGCGGCCGCUGUCUUUGUGCCGCUGCAGCAGCAGAAGCAGCGAUGAAUCAUAGUCCGCAAUAAUCGUAACAACAAAAACAACAAUAUCAACGGCCGUGCCUUAAUAUCGAACGUAGAGCAAUAAAAAAACAAACAAAUACAAGCAAACGAAACGUUGGCAAAAUGCCGCUGCUGUCCAAAUGUUUUCCUUGCUUCAAAUUUAAACGUGAGGAGGUCAUAGACAAGCUGGACUACAGCAACACCCCGCUCCAAGAUGCCUUUCCCGAGGUCUGGCAACACGAGCGCACACUCGAGGAGCUGCACUUGAGCAAUGCAAGGCUGCAAACGCUUCCGCCGCAGCUCUUCUAUUGCCAAGGAUUGCGUGUCCUGCAAGUGAACAGCAAUAGUCUGGAGAGCAUACCACAGGCCAUCGGCUCACUGCGCCAACUGCAGCACUUGGAUCUGAACCGCAAUCUUAUUGUCAGUGUUCCGGAGGAGAUCAAAGCGUGCAAGCAUCUGACUCAUUUGGACCUCAGCUGCAACAGUCUGCAACGAUUGCCGGAUGCCAUCACGUCGCUGAUAUCGCUGCAGGAGCUGCUGUUGAAUGAGACCUACUUGGAGUUUUUGCCAGCCAACUUUGGGCGCUUGGUCAAUCUGCGCAUCUUGGAGGUGCGUCUCAACAAUCUCAUCACAUUGCCCAAGUCCAUGGUGCGAUUGAUAAGCCUGCAGCGGCUGGACAUUGGCGGCAAUGAGUUUACCGAGUUGCCUGAAGUCAUUGGCGAGCUGAAAUCACUGCGGGAACUGUGGAUCGAUUUCAAUCAAAUUCGACGCGUAUCGCCUAAUAUUGGCAAACUGCGUGAGCUGCAGCAUUUUGAGGCCAAUGGCAAUCUGUUGGAUGCGCUGCCCAAUGAACUGAGCAAUUGGCGCAAUGUCGAGGUGUUAUCCGUGUGCUCCAACAAUCUGGAAGCAUUCCCCUUUAGUGUGGGCAUGCUAAAGUCGCUAGUCACCUUCAAGUGCGAGUCAAACGGUCUCACUGAGCUGCCGGACAGCAUAAGCUACCUGGAACAGCUGGAGGAGCUGGUGCUGAGCCACAACAAGCUGAUGCGUUUACCCAACACAAUUGGCUCCUUGGUGAAACUGCGCUUCCUCUUUGCCGACGACAAUCAACUACGCCAGCUGCCCGACGAGCUCUGCAGCUGCAGCCAAUUGAGCGUUCUCAGUGUGGCCAACAAUCAGCUAUCAGCAUUGCCACAAAAUAUUGGCCAUCUGUCCAAGCUGAAGGUGCUUAAUGUAGUUAAUAACUACAUUAAUGCGCUGCCAGUUUCAAUGCUGAGUCUGGUGAAUCUCACAUCGCUGUGGCUAAGCGACAAUCAAUCGCAACCCCUGGUCCCACUGCAGUACUUGGAUGCGAGCAAUAAAACGCAGCUGACGUGCUUCAUGCUGCCCCAAGUCACAUUCAAGAUGCAGGCACAGCAGCAGCAACAACAGGUGCAGGAGCAAUACGAAUUCGUCUAUGCCAACAACCAUCAGCAGCAGCAACAGCCACAGCAGCCAUCGAGUCCAUCGCGUCGCAUUUGCUUCGCCGAGGAGGCGACCAUAUUGAGUGCCGGUAACAACAGCAGCUCUGCCGCCCCACAACCUGCACCCAGCUACACCAGCCAACCCAGCAGCUAUGUGGCAGCACCGCCACACACACCAGAGCAACUGCCUGCUGGCAGUUCGGUGCGUUUGAUGCGCUCGCCCACGCCGUAUCCCAAAGAGCUGCGGCAAAUGGCCAAAUACAUGCGGCAGGCGCAGGCGGCGAAUGCGGCAGCAGGCGGGGCGAGUGAAGUGCGCGAGGCGCGUGUUGUGGUUCCCAAUGGCCAGGUGGCCAUGCCACACUGUGAUAGCAAUCAGGACGCUGUGGAUCAUGCCACAGCAAGUGCAAUAUACGGCGUUGCGACCGGCGAUCCAGCGCACAUCUAUGGCGUCUACCAGCAGCCGCUUCCGCAGGCACAGCCAACAACGCAGGAGUAUUACGGACUGCCGCUGGUCAACUACGAUGCCCACUAUCAGCAGCUGUAUGUGGAUGCCAAUGCCAUGCCGUUGCCUACGACGCAUUUGUCAAAUGGCGACCAGAGCUACGAACUGCAGCCGCUGCAGCCUCAAACAGUUGUGGCGCCACCUCGCAUGGAGCCACCGCCUUAUCAUAUAGCGCGUGUGUACACAAAGAAGACGCCCGAGGAUCUGACACUGUACGAAUCCAUGCGUCAGCGUAAGCAGCAGCAACAGCUGCAACAACAACAACAGCCACCAAUGUCGCCUACACAAUCACUGUACGAGCAGAGCAAUAGCUAUCAAGAUGCACUCAAUAGUAAUUUCAAGACAACAGCAAUUGGCGCCCAAACGGAAGAGCUUGACUAUCAGAACAACAUCAACAGCAGCGAGCAUAAUGAUCUGCCUCCGCCUCCGGCGGCUAAUGACGAAGAGCAACAGCAGGAAACAGAGAUGGCCAUGGAAAUGGACGAUACGUUAUCACAGCAUUCAUUGAACUCCACAGCGACCAACAACACAUCCAAGGGCAGCAAUAAGAAAUCCACAUGGAUCUUUGGGGUGCACAAGAAUCCCACUGUGAAGCAGGUGACCCUCAAAUGGGAGAACAGCAUUGGCUUUGAUGUGGCCGAACUGCUAAAUCAGGUGGGCAUCUUUGUAAGUGCAAUUACCCCCAAUUCGAGUGCCGCGCGACUGCUGAGCCUGAACGAUAAAUUAUUGGAAAUCGACGGCUAUGACCUGACCAAUGCCAAUCUGAGCGAUGCCAAACGUGUGCUGCUUAACUGCGGCACAGUUAUAAAUAUAAUGCUGUCACGAAAGUGAUAUCAAGUUUAUAGCACUUCCUCCACAAUCCACUCCGAACCGAGACCGAAGACUUUUGCGCAUUUUUUCUAAAGCAAUUUAAAAUAACGCUAAUAUAAAUCAACCUACCAUUAGCAUUUAGCAAAAACUGCAUUUUCAAGCCAUAGACGUCCUUUGCACUGGCGCCACAAAUGCUUUUCUUUGACUCAAGAUUAUCUACUCCUAUCACGAAACAAUAUUAUCAAUCUUCCAGUUGUUGCAUUUCAUUUAGUUAUCAUCUAUUUCAACUGCCAUUUUAAUAAUGUACGUAGUGGACUUCUAUGUACUACUGAGUUCUGUUUAUUUUGGGUUUAAACACAUUCUUCAUUCAUACGAAACACAAGUAUUUUAAGUAUUCGAAAUCUAAUUUAAGUCAUAUAAAUUUCCUAACUAUAUAAGUAGUGCUCUAUAAGCCUUUAAAAAACACGAAACGAAAAAACACAUAUUUAAGCUUGUUACAUGAAGUUGAUAUAACCUGAUGACUUGAUGAAAUUAUGUUUAUUAGGUAAUAUGUUAAGGAAUAAUGAGGUUUCAGUUAUAGAUUGUUAAAAUAUGGACCAGUAUUCGAUUGGUAUUGAAAGUGAAGCAAUAUUAUUAUUUCUGUGUAUUCGAAUUGAUCAUUAAUCUCAUGAAUUCAUUAAAGAUAUUUAUUUGUAUCAAACUUGAUAGUUUACUUAAAUCAUGUACAACAUAUUAAUAAUGUGGUUUUGACCCUCUUUAAGUUUAUGUUUAAUCCCAACGUUGUGCUCUUUUUUUUCAACAGCCAGUGUAAUUCAUAGUAUACAUCUAAAAAUAGAAAUCUAAUAAUAAAUAGUGCAAUUAGCGUUGAUUAUACGUACAUACAAUUACGAGUACCAUAUAGACAGCAUUUACAAACAUAAUCGCAUAUGCAUUUACUGCAUGUGUGGUGUUCUUAUAGGAUUUACAUACAUACAUAAUAACUUAAUAAUAAUAUGAAAUUUACGAGCGUAUA